Messenger RNA from Nomascus leucogenys (northern white-cheeked gibbon), 2211 nucleotides. RefSeq names its product proteasome 20S subunit alpha 3 (gene PSMA3). The record is from RefSeq and is a predicted model, not a curated record. Gene Ontology annotation, cellular component: proteasome core complex; proteasome core complex, alpha-subunit complex; nucleus. Gene Ontology annotation, biological process: ubiquitin-dependent protein catabolic process. NCBI's taxonomy places the organism in Eukaryota, Metazoa, Chordata, Mammalia, Primates, Hylobatidae.
AUUCUUCAAAAAUGUUCACGCCAUGAAAACUGAAGAAAUACUAAGCAACUAUUUUCCAGACUAAAGCAGACUGGAAACAUGACAACUGUAUGCAAGGUGUGAUCUUGGAUUUUCUUUUGCUAUGAAGGACGUUAUUGGGCCAAUUACCAAAAAAAAAAAAAAAUGCAUAAAGUUGAUAGAUCAUAGUAUUGCUAAUUUUCUGAUUUUCACAAUAAUACUGUGUCUAUGUGAAAUAAUGUUCCUGUAUUGGGGGAAAAUACACACUGACGUAUUAAUAUUUAGGAGUAAAAAAAAUGCUGAUGCCCUAUUUACAAUCGGAUUAAAAUUCAAACCACUUCAAGAUUUGGUCUCAUGUGCACUUGUUCUCUUCCUGUCAUUCUUCCCCACUUAAUCAUUAUGAGAGGUCACUGACGUGACGGUUCCCAGCGCAAGCCAAGAUUUUUACUGUUCCCUAAACCACCGUCUUUUGUUACCCUAUUUUAAAUAUCACUCACUCAGAAAGUCAUUCCCUGAGCACAUUGCCUAAAGUUAGUACCUCCAUUAUCUAUUAAAGCACUCUUCCUUCUUACUAUUUUGCUUAUUUAUUGUUACCUAUUUCUUCCCACUGAAUGGAAAUUCCAUUAGAAAUGGGGGUAUGUUCUGUUCACGGCUUUUUCUUGAACACGUGGAAUAUAUUAGCGCUCAAAAAAUAUCUUUAAUCAGACUUAUCUUUAACUCUUACCAAAAAGCGUUAUACUCAUAGAAAGAGCACUAAUACUUCUGUAAAAUUCUAAGCUGAAUUCAAAGACGAUACCCUUGAAGUGAAACUUCAGGAAAGCCUGAGCAUAAGAAGGUGAAGUGGAUGCCAUCAAGAUUCUGGGGUCAGGGUCGGGACGCGGAGGAUGACAGGUUACUUCGCGCCUACUGCUUUUUCUACUUUUUGUGAGAGUAUACGAGCAUCUCUCCCUUUGGCCUAAAGAAAGAAUAAAGUCAGGAGAGAAUAAUAACAUAAAAGAUAAAUAAUAAUUCCAAGGAAAGGAAUAGAGCAGCUUCUCAGAUACCACGACGCCAAGUGGCUCAAAGUACGUGAACUGAAGGAGUAGCCUUUGCUUUCCCCAACCCCGCCUCCAUUGCUUCUGCACAUGCGCGCCGCCAGCCUCUCGCGUCCCGCUUCUUUCCCACAAUACUCCUCGUCCUCGGGGCCGAAGCCGCGGAACGAGCCACAGAGAAAAAGGUUAUUGGUUGGCGGUUCAGCCAAUGAGCGGGCCUGUUACUAGUUUGCGGCAUCCUGUGGUAUAGGGGAAGCGCUCCAGGCCUGGAAUCCCUACGCGUCCCGUUGGGUUUAGCACGAUGAGCUCAAUCGGCACCGGGUAUGACCUGUCAGCCUCUACAUUCUCUCCUGACGGAAGAGUUUUUCAAGUUGAAUAUGCUAUGAAGGCUGUGGAAAAUAGUAGUACAGCUAUUGGUAUCAGAUGCAAAGAUGGUGUUGUCUUUGGGGUAGAAAAAUUAGUCCUUUCUAAACUUUAUGAAGAAGGUUCCAACAAACGACUUUUUAAUGUUGAUCGGCAUGUUGGAAUGGCAGUAGCAGGUUUGUUGGCAGAUGCUCGUUCUUUAGCAGACAUAGCAAGAGAAGAAGCUUCCAACUUUAGAUCUAACUUUGGCUACAACAUUCCACUAAAACAUCUUGCAGACAGAGUGGCCAUGUAUGUGCAUGCAUAUACACUCUACAGUGCUGUUAGACCUUUUGGCUGCAGUUUCAUGUUAGGGUCUUACAGUGUGAAUGACGGUGCGCAGCUCUACAUGAUUGACCCAUCAGGUGUUUCAUACGGUUAUUGGGGCUGUGCCAUUGGCAAAGCCAGGCAAGCUGCAAAGACGGAAAUAGAGAAGCUUCAGAUGAAAGAAAUGACCUGCCGUGAUAUUGUUAAAGAAGUUGCAAAAAUAAUUUACAUAGUACAUGAUGAAGUUAAGGAUAAAGCUUUUGAACUAGAACUCAGCUGGGUUGGUGAAUUAACUAAUGGAAGACAUGAAAUUGUUCCAAAAGAUAUACGGGAAGAAGCAGAGAAAUAUGCUAAGGAAUCUCUGAAGGAAGAAGAUGAAUCAGAUGAUGAUAAUAUGUAACAUUUACUCCAGCAUCUAUUGUAUUUUAAAUUUCUACUCCAGUCCAAUGUAACUAUUUAGCCCUGGAUUAUACAUACUGUCCAAUUUUCAUUAAAUUUUUGUCUUAUAACUAUU